Molecule: messenger RNA, 1224 nt
Organism: Ectocarpus siliculosus
Lineage: Eukaryota; Phaeophyceae; Ectocarpales; Ectocarpaceae
Source: the annotation of a GenBank genome assembly
AUGCACGAGUCGGCAGGGUUUGGCGCGUCGGCGGACGUAGGCCGUGGCAUCACACCGGACUCAAGCGGCGGUCGGAAGAGACAGCGUCCGGGGAGAUCGCCGGAAGACAAUGGCCUCGGCGGAAGUGAGGGGUCGCCGCUACCGCGGGUGCCGCUACCGCGUGGUCCUGCCUGUGUGCGUUUCCAGGCUAUUGAUGAAAGAAUGGCGUCGACUCUGAGCUACGAAGACUUCAUAGAGACAUACGCGCUACGUGGGCGCCCCGUGGUCCUCAAAGGUGGUGCGAGCCUGUGCUUUGAAGAGGGCAACGCUUGGAGUCGAGAAGCCUUGCGGGUGGAAGCAGGGCACAAGGUAGUGCCGGUUCGGCGAUGGGUGCCCGACUCAGUCAGCUGGGCGAGGCUGGAGAAGGCCGGCCAGAUGCCACUCGAACGACUCCUUUCGCAACCUGCGACAGACACCACGAGCGGACAAGAAGGCGCUGGCAAAGGCACCGGAGAGGCUGCCGCAUGCGGUCAAAUCGAGAUGGACGGAGGCGACCCGUUGUACCUGCACGAUUGGUCCCUCCCGCAGAACCUGGGUGUGGCAAGUCCGCUCCUGGCAGGAAAAUUUCGGGUGCCCAAGUUCUUUGCGGGUGAUUUGCUGCAGAGACUGGCCGGACGAGGGUUACCGUACACAGAUAGCUGGCCGAGCCUUUUCAUCGGGCCUAAAGGCAGUCGAAGCGACACGCACAUCGAUUCCUUCGGGUCGCAUUUUUGGAUGGCCCUACUCGAGGGCAAGAAGCGAUGGCUCCUGUACCCGAAAGAAGAGGCCCCUCUUCUGUACCCGAUUUGGCCGGAGGGCUGCCACGACCCCGUCUUCGAAGCCGACUUGGACAACCCGGACGCGACUCGAACACCUGCAGCACUGCUGGCGAAAGGGUUUUCUUGCGUCCUAGAAGCUGGUGACCUGUUAUUUGUGCCGGCUGGCUGCCCGCACCGUGUGGAGAACCUGACAGGCACGCUUGCUCUUUCGUGCAACUAUGUGGACGCUACCAACAUCGACAUGUCACUGGCAGCCCUCCAAGACCAGGCCUUUACGGACCCUCAAGCUGCCGCGCUGGCAUCAGCUCUGGGCAAUUGCAACCGAAAGUUGGCCCGUCGACAGGAGGAAGUGCCGUGGACGAUGCUCAAGAAAUGGCCACGAGAAGGCGAGGUUGCUGAAUGGCUGCCGAACCCCCGGGUCCAGUAA